Messenger RNA from Hemicordylus capensis (graceful crag lizard), 1076 nucleotides. It is a transcript of the gene SDHB, whose product is annotated as succinate dehydrogenase complex iron sulfur subunit B. The coding region runs from base 25 to 945 and encodes 306 amino acids. The record is from RefSeq and is a predicted model, not a curated record. NCBI's taxonomy places the organism in Eukaryota, Metazoa, Chordata, Lepidosauria, Squamata, Cordylidae. Gene Ontology annotation, biological process: aerobic respiration; tricarboxylic acid cycle; respiratory electron transport chain. Gene Ontology annotation, molecular function: electron transfer activity; 2 iron, 2 sulfur cluster binding. Gene Ontology annotation, cellular component: mitochondrial membrane. The transcript has 8 exons.
GCUACCUUUCUGGCCCCUCCCAACAUGGCCGCCGCCCUCCUUCGCCGGAAGUGGCUCCCCCCCGGGCCGGAAACCAAGAUGGCGGCGGCAAUGGCAGCGAGGUCGCCCUUCAGGUCCGUCGCGGGCGCCCCUGCGAGGUGGGCCGCGCUCCAGGUCUGUCGCAGGGCACAUGCGGCGGCAGCAGCAGCAGCAGCAGCCCCAGAGGCCUCCGCACGCAUCAAGAAGUUUGUGGUGUACCGAUGGAACCCAGACAAGCCCGGAGACAAGCCGCGCAUGCAGACCUACGAAAUAGACCUGAACAAAUGUGGGCCCAUGGUUUUGGAUGCCCUGAUCAAGAUCAAAAACGAAAUGGACUCCACCCUGACUUUUCGCCGGUCCUGCAGGGAAGGCAUUUGUGGGUCCUGUGCCAUGAACAUCGAUGGAGGGAAUACGCUGGCCUGCACCAAGCGGAUUGACACCAACCUCGGCAAACCUGCCAAAAUCUACCCUCUCCCCCACAUGUACGUGGUGAAGGAUCUCGUUCCCGACCUGAGUAACUUCUACGCCCAGUACAAAUCUAUCCAGCCGUACUUGAGGAAGAAGGACGAAUCCAACCAAGGCAAAGAACAAUACCUCCAGUCCUUAGAGGAGCGGGAGAAGCUGGACGGGUUGUACGAAUGCAUCCUCUGUGCCUGCUGCAGCACCAGCUGCCCCAGUUACUGGUGGAACGGAGACAAAUACCUGGGUCCUGCUGUCCUCAUGCAGGCCUACCGCUGGAUGGUCGACUCCCGGGACGACUACACAGAGGAGCGCCUGGCCCAGCUGCAGGACCCCUUCUCCCUGUACCGCUGCCACACCAUCAUGAACUGCACCAAGAGUUGCCCCAAGGGGCUGAACCCCGGAAAAGCCAUUGCUGAAAUCAAGAAGAUGAUGGCCACGUAUAAGGAGAGAGCCGCCAGCGUCUGAGGUUCCUCCUGGGCUGUCGGUUUCUGCUCCGCGCUCCCCCCUUCUUGCUGGAAGUAACUUAUAUCCCGUUCCUGGGCAGGCUUCUUGCCGUGUCCGGCAGGAAUAAAGUGCUAUAUUAUUCGCUGAGCUGA